Molecule: messenger RNA, 4050 nt
Organism: Cavia porcellus (domestic guinea pig)
Lineage: Eukaryota; Metazoa; Chordata; Mammalia; Rodentia; Caviidae
Gene: Mapk14
Product: mitogen-activated protein kinase 14
Exons: 12
Coding region: 361-1443 (360 amino acids)
Biological process (GO): p38MAPK cascade; protein phosphorylation
Cellular component (GO): nucleus; cytoplasm
Molecular function (GO): ATP binding; MAP kinase activity
Source: RefSeq, a predicted model, not a curated record
UGGAGCCUGAGCUGGCGCUGCAGCUGGAUAGAGUGUCCGGCGGCGUAGCCCGUAGGCAGCCUACAGGCGGAGCGGGUGCAGAGGGGAGCUCGUGGGCGCAGCCUCGAGCCCCGGAGCGUCCUCCUUCUCUUGGCUGGGCUUGCUUCCGACGAAGUUGCAGUGCGUCUCGCCGCCGCGGCUGACAGGGGCCGCGCGAGGGAGUCUGCGGGGUCGCGCGCGGCAGCCACACUUGCGCGGGCGGCCAGCGCGGGGUCCCCGGCUCCCGGGCGUGCACCGAGGGCCGGCGAGCGGGUGCGGGUGCGGGUGCAGGCAGGGGCCCCCCGCAGGGCCACCGCCUAGUCCCGCGGCCGCCGCUGGAAAAUGUCUCAGGAGAGGCCCAAGUUCUACAGGCAGGAGCUGAACAAGACGAUCUGGGAGGUGCCCGAACGUUACCAGAACCUGUCCCCGGUGGGCUCUGGCGCCUAUGGCUCCGUGUGUGCUGCUUUUGACACAAAAACUGGGUUACGUGUGGCCGUGAAGAAACUAUCCAGACCGUUUCAGUCCAUCAUCCACGCCAAGAGGACCUACCGAGAGCUUCGGUUACUGAAACAUAUGAAACAUGAAAACGUGAUUGGUCUGCUGGACGUCUUUACCCCUGCAAGGUCUCUGGAGGAAUUCAAUGAUGUGUACCUGGUGACCCAUCUCAUGGGGGCGGAUCUGAACAACAUUGUGAAAUGCCAGAAGCUCACGGAUGACCACGUCCAGUUCCUUAUCUACCAGAUCCUCCGGGGUCUGAAGUACAUACAUUCAGCCGACAUAAUCCACAGGGACCUCAAACCAAGUAAUCUAGCUGUGAAUGAAGACUGUGAGCUGAAGAUUCUGGAUUUCGGACUGGCUCGACAUACGGAUGACGAAAUGACAGGCUAUGUGGCCACCAGGUGGUACAGGGCUCCUGAGAUCAUGCUGAAUUGGAUGCAUUACAACCAGACAGUGGACAUCUGGUCGGUGGGCUGCAUCAUGGCCGAGCUGCUGACUGGAAGAACGUUGUUUCCUGGUACAGACCAUAUUAACCAGCUUCAGCAGAUUAUGCGUCUGACGGGGACGCCCCCCGCUUAUCUCAUUAACAGGAUGCCAAGCCACGAGGCAAGAAACUACAUCCAGUCGCUGACCCAGAUGCCGAAGAUGAACUUUGCAAAUGUAUUUAUUGGUGCCAACCCCUUGGCUGUUGACCUGCUGGAGAAGAUGCUUGUAUUGGACUCGGAUAAGAGAAUCACAGCAGCCCAAGCCCUAGCACACGCCUACUUUGCUCAAUACCACGAUCCUGACGAUGAACCAGUGGCUGAUCCGUACGAUCAGUCCUUUGAAAGCAGGGACCUCCUCAUAGAUGAAUGGAAAAGCCUGACCUAUGACGAAGUCGUCAGCUUUGUGCCACCCCCCCUUGACCAAGAAGAGAUGGAGUCCUGAGCGCCUGCUUUGUGUCCCGUCCAUCCCACUUCACUGUGAGGGGAAGGCCUUCUCGUGGGAACUCUCCAAAUCUCAUUCAAGUGCCUCUCGUUGCAAAGAUCUCCUCCAUGGUGGAAGGGGUGUGUGUGUGCACGCGCAGCAUGCGUGUGUGUGUGUGUGUGUGUGCGUGUGUGUUAGUGUGUGCGUGUGUGUUAGUGUGUGCAUGUGCAUGUCUGUCUUUGUGGAAGGAUAGAAGUGUAGUAAGAGCAGUUACGAUUACAGCGACAUUACGUGGAGUUACGGAUGCUCACAGCAGCCUCUCCUGACUCAGGCACACAAGGCUGCCAUCUUGUUAGGGGUGUGUUAGACGCAAAGUCACAAUGCUAAAUGCCCGAUCCCAGUUACGCUUUUGCCACAUCUGGGAUUCUGUCCCCUGUGAAGGAAAGUUUUCGUUGCCUUUCUGGUCCUGGCCACAUACCACAGUGCAGAAAGGGUGCCCACCUUCUGGCCGCAUCAGGUCUGCAGAGGUCCCCUGCGUUCUGCCCCAAAGGACCAACCGCCCCUGUGCCCGAGCCCAUGGGCAGUCUGCUCAGUAUGGUUCUCAGAACUUGACAGAUCAUGUUUGAAACUGUAAAUAUGUCUGUGCCUUAAAAGGAGAGAAGUCAGUGUCGCUAGUUCAAACACUGCUGCUGCUGAGUUCUGAGCCAGGCAAGUAGCGGGCUGUUGGAGAUGGCCACUGCGAGCCGGAAGUCAGUCACCGGGCAGAAGUCACCGCGCAGCCCUCGGAGGCGGCCAUGUCCGCGCAUGCGCGAUGGGCAUCCUUCACCCAGGAUGCACAGCAGGCUGCUGCUGUCAGUGUGCUGGUCACUCCUGGCAGAGUGAGGGCAUGUGCUGCACACCUUGCUGUUUGCGCAUGCCCAGCUGCCCGUCCUGUUCUUCCCUAGACCAGGCGAGGCCGCCCAGGGGGACUUCUCAGGUAGAUGCAGCCCCAUGUCAACUCAGCUGGUACAGGGGACGAGGGAUUGCAUCUUCUCUUAGGCUCCCACACUGUCGUGUCCAGGUGCUGUUGGUGUGGAAAAGGAGGGCUGGUGGACGGGUUAGCAUUCUCAUUCUUGUCAUCGGGUAUUGCAGCAAAUUGUUUUCGGGGAGUUGUCAUAGAGAUGAUGGGGGCUUUGCCCAGAGAGAUCCCAAACUCUGAGAAACACGCUGUUGUCUUCACCCCCAGUGCUAUGAAAUGCUGAAAGUCAAAGUGGAAAAAUAAAAGCUCCUGAGCUCAGAAGCUCCUUUGGCUAUCUUUCUCUAAAUAUGUUUUUUUUUAAAAAAGGCCACACAGUGUCUCCCCCCCCCCCCCGGUGUUUCUGACCCCUCUGUGGAAAGGGUCUUGGCAGCUUAACAUUGAUUUUUUUUUUUUUAAUCUUGGUUUGGGGAGAAACAAAUUUUCUCAGAAUUUUAUACGUCACAGGGAUUCUUUGAGUGAUUUUUUUUGAUGGGAAGAAGGGGCAAAGUAUUUUAAUAUUUUGUAUGUCCACCUUUAUCAAGAUGAAAUGUGCUCAGGGGUGAAGAAUUGCUUGCAUAACUUUCUGAACUUCAGGCUUUUCCACUACCUGAGGGCCCUAUAUUUAAGCCGUUUGUGUUAAUAAAGUGCAAAGCCAAUUCCAGUGUCGGCUGUGUGACAGAUCUUGUGUUCAGGCCGAGGUGUCUCUGUGCUCUGUUAGUACAGUGACACAUGCACUCCCGGGGAACAGGGUAGGGCCCUGAGCCCGCAGGAAGGAGGCGGUUGAGAGCCGGGCCCCUCACCUGGGACCUGUCCCUCCUGGGAGAGCAAACAUGACGCCUCACCUCCUUUCACGCAGUGCAGACCCUCGCCAUCCACAGCGAGGCAGAUUUCAUCAGCCAUGUGUGUGUGAUUGUUAGUGUGACUGCUGUCGGGAUGCCACCCUGAAUGUGCUUCUAGAAAGAUCUUUGCACAUGGCUGUGGACACCUUAGGAGAUCGAGUGCUGGACCCUGAGCUGGAGCGAGGAAGAGCUCCUUGGAUUCUGAUUCUGAACAGGAGCUCCCUUCUGAUUCUCUUGACAGGGCACCACAGAGGGGCGGUGGGAAACUGCUAUUUUAUUUGUAUUCCUGAACUGGGCUGUAAUCAGUUACGCCAUAUAGAAUGUCAGACAAUACCACUGGUUAAAAUAAAGCCUAUUUUUCAAAUUCAGUGGGUUCCUCAAUUUUAUUGUUGUUUUCUUGAUUGUUUUAAUUUAAUACACAAUAAUGGCAUUGUAUCAAUGUUUCUGGUCUGUGACCUGGCAGAUCCUACUACUCCUAAAAUUUAGAAAACAUGUACAGAGCUGCUUAGCUGUGUGUCUUUGGUGAACAGAAUCUGGGCCUUCGAUGUGGACGGGGAAAGUGAAGAGUAAAUAAACCAGGUGUGAAGUGGCAGGUUCCUAUGCUUGGUGUGCGAGGGGCCCGGGGUGGGGUGAGAUAUGGCCCACCACCUGUUUUUGUGUAGCCUGCUGAAAAAUGGUCUUUACAUUUUUAAGUGGUUGAAAAGAUCAAAAAUAUUUUUUGUAGCAUGUGAAAAAUAAUGUAACAUGCAAAUCUCAGUGUCCAUCAAUAAAUAAAGUUUUAUCAGAAUUUAA